Messenger RNA from Tripterygium wilfordii, 1392 nucleotides. RefSeq names its product serine/threonine protein phosphatase 2A 57 kDa regulatory subunit B' beta isoform-like. The coding region runs from base 1 to 1392 and encodes 463 amino acids. Gene Ontology annotation, cellular component: protein phosphatase type 2A complex. Gene Ontology annotation, molecular function: protein phosphatase regulator activity. Gene Ontology annotation, biological process: signal transduction. Lineage: Eukaryota; Viridiplantae; Streptophyta; Magnoliopsida; Celastrales; Celastraceae. The transcript has 2 exons. The record is from RefSeq and is a predicted model, not a curated record.
AUGGGUGUUCACAGAAACUCCCCGAAAGCCUUCGAGAAGAAGUCGUCUACAACCCUUAAAUCCUUGUUUGAUCUGGAUUCCAAGAACAACAGUCCAAGCAACAAUCUUAGGAGUCCCAAGAAUGUCAGGCAGUCUUCUGAUGAAUCCGAACACCAAGAGGUCCUUUCCAUAAUCUCGCACUGCUCCUUCAUAUUCUCCUUCAUCGAUCCCUCGGAGUCUCCUUCGAGGCAAGAUCUCAAGCGUCUCAAGCUCAACCAGCUCUUAUCAAUGGUUAAAACCUCAAAAAAUCCUCUCUCUGAUCAGGUACUUUCCUCUCUCAUGUCCAUGCUAUCCGCCAACAUUUUCCGCCCUCUUCCUCCACCUUCGACUAGUUGUUGUGCCUCAGAACUGCCUGACGACGAAGAAGUCGUUUCUGCUCCUUCACCGGCAUGGCCUCACCUUCAACUUGUUUAUGAAAUCCUUUUGAGGUUAGUACUCAACGAGGAUCCAAAGACUCUUCGCAAUUACAUUGAUAAUCGCUUCCUUCUCAAUCUCCUCUCUCUUUUUCAAUCCGAAGACCCAAGAGAGCGCGAGAGCUUGAAGAAUUUGUAUCAUAGGAUAUACUCCAGAUUCACUUUCUACCGAUCAUUGAUGAGGAAAUCAAUGAAUGAUGUGUUCUUGCAGUAUGUGUCUGUGACAGAGAAACAUUAUGGGAUUGGACAGUUACUAGAGAUAUGGGGAAGUAUUAUCAAUGGUUUUACUGUUCCAUUGAGAGAAGAGCACAAACUGUUCUUGAUGAGAGUCCUGAUUCCUCUACACAAGACCAAAGGUAUGCAGAGUUACCACAGGCAGCUAGCUUACUGUGUUUCUCAGUUUGUGCAGAAAGAUCCUGUGCUUGGUGGGGUUGUCAUUAGAGGAAUCUUGAGGUACUGGCCGAUCACUAACUGUCAGAAGGAAAUUCUGCUUAUCGGUGAAAUGGAAGGAUUGGUGGAGAAUAUCGAUCCUGAUCAGUAUAGAAAGUUGGCUCUCCCCAUUUGUACCAAAAUUAUCAAAUGCUUGAACAGUUGGAAUUCACAGGUUGCAGAACGAGCGCUGUACGUGUGGAACAACAAGCACUUUGUGAAGAUGACAUCGUCGGCAACUGAAGAAGUUUUUCCGGUGGUAGUUGAAGGGAUGGAGAAGAACCUGAAGGGGCAUUGGAGCAAGAGUGUUAAGCAGUUGACGGAAAAUGUGAAAUUGAUGUUGGAAGGAAUGAAUCCAAGUUUGUACUACAAAUGUCUGCAAGAAAUAGACCAAAAAGAAUCGUCGGCUCGCGAAGAAGAGAUCAAGAGGGAGCAGAAUUGGGAAAGGAUUGAACUUGCAGCUGCCCAGAAUCAGUUCCUUCAAAUUUGUCUUUCUCAUUCAAGAACAUAG